AUGCCUCCAGGAUAUGUUCUCAGUCAAGUAGCUCCUCCUCGAGUCGAAGAGCCAGAGGAACCACUCUAUGUCAAUGCAAAGCAGUAUCAUCGUAUCCUGAAACGAAGAGCCGCUCGAGCUAGUCUCGAGGCCGAGAACCGAUUGCAACAGCGUGGCCGCAAGUUCCUCCAUUUGUCCCGUCAUAACCAUGCCAUGAGACGCCCACGUGGUCCUGGAGGACGGUUCCUUACAGCAGCUGAAAUUGCCGCUAUGCAGGAAAAGGAACGUGCUAAUGAAGACCAGAGCAGGGGCCAACAAAACGGUGACAACAAUAACAACACCAAUGGUAACAAUGGAAGCACUGACAACCAUUCAGCCACCUCAUAUCAGGCCCAGCACCAUAGGCAGCAACUCAAGCAAGAAGAACUAUACCAGCAACAGCAGCAGCAACAACAGAAAAUUCAACAGCAACCACAAUACCAUCAGCGCCAACCCUACAGCACUGGGGUAUAA
This is a messenger RNA of Lobosporangium transversale, 492 nucleotides long. RefSeq names its product CCAAT-binding transcription factor (CBF-B/NF-YA) subunit B-domain-containing protein. Lineage: Eukaryota; Fungi; Mortierellomycota; Mortierellomycetes; Mortierellales; Mortierellaceae. The transcript is spliced from 3 exons. Gene Ontology annotation, molecular function: RNA polymerase II cis-regulatory region sequence-specific DNA binding; DNA-binding transcription factor activity, RNA polymerase II-specific. Gene Ontology annotation, biological process: regulation of transcription by RNA polymerase II. Bases 1 to 492 code for a protein of 163 amino acids. The record is from RefSeq and is a predicted model, not a curated record. Gene Ontology annotation, cellular component: CCAAT-binding factor complex.